Messenger RNA from Amphimedon queenslandica, 820 nucleotides. RefSeq names its product AP-5 complex subunit mu-1-like. Gene Ontology annotation, biological process: endosomal transport. Gene Ontology annotation, cellular component: late endosome; lysosome; cytosol. The transcript has 6 exons. The annotation marks the transcript as partial. Lineage: Eukaryota; Metazoa; Porifera; Demospongiae; Haplosclerida; Niphatidae. The record is from RefSeq and is a predicted model, not a curated record.
ACCCAGUGUUGCAGCUGCUGUGUCAUUAUUGGAGGGAAUGAUGGAGGUACUUAGUUCAGCUGUUAAACUUGAGACCAGUUCACCACAGUUAGCUGAACUAUAUCAAUACCUCUGUCUGGCUGCUCCUUUUGGUACACCUAAUGAAACUAAUCCUUCUAACUUGAAAUUCCAGAUCCAGUUUAGGAAAGGGGUGGCUAUGCCAAAGGAAAAGAUUCCUUCAUGGAGGCCAGCUGUGUAUAAAGGAAGUUCAAAACUUAAUGUUAGAAUAAAAGAAGAAGUUAGGGCUGUCCAGGCAGAACUUGAGGGUCACCCUGACAUAGUUUUAAACUUGACCACGCCUCCUGACUCCUCCCAUCUUGAUCACUUAACUGUUCAUUCUUGUGUACAGUCAUCUGAUGCUGAGCCAGUACUAGCUGAUACUACUAAUAGACACACUGACACUCCUCAUUAUUCAAGGAGUGUUAGGUUCUCAGCUCCUCUGGAGACAUUCACAUUGUGUCAUUAUCAACAGUCACCAGCUUUGAUACCAAUAAGAGGAUUCUAUCAAAUGAAGGGUGAUAGAACUAUUGAGCUACUCGUUCAAUUGAAGCUACACGAAACAAUUAGGAACAACUUUGAGUACUGUGAAGUAGUGAUUCCUUUUUUUAACAGAGGAACUAUUGAGAAGAUUGAUAACAUAUCACCAACAUCAGUUAGUCUGUGCAUUGGUCCUGAUAAUAAGAGUCUAGUGUGGAAUAUUGGACAGAAGUUCCCAAUUGACUGCAUUAUGUGGAAUAUUCUUGAGGGGAUUCCCAUUAAGUUUGGAUUUCUAAAAAAUUAA